AUGACUGACUCUUUAACUACCACCAACUUAGACGGAAUCUUACCACUCAUUGCUAGAGGGAAAGUUAGAGACAUUUACCAAGUUGACCCAGAAACUUUAUUAUUCGUUGCUACUGAUCGUAUCUCUGCCUAUGAUGUUAUAAUGGAAAAUGGUAUUCCUAACAAGGGGAAAAUCUUAACCAAAUUAUCUGAAUUCUGGUUUAGAUUCUUAAAGGAUUCAAUUCCUAAUCACUUAAUCCUAGAUUCUUGUGAUGAUGAAUCUUUAUUUGCUAAAUUGCCUAAAGAAUUAUCAAAUGAGAAAUAUAAAUCACAAUUAUCAGGUAGAGCAUUAUUAGUUAGAAAAUUGAAAUUGAUUCCUUUGGAAGUAAUUGUCAGAGGGUACAUCACCGGAUCCGCUUGGAAAGAAUACAAGAAGACCAAAACUGUCCAUGGAUUAAAGGUCGAUCAAGAAUUAAUCGAAUCCCAAGAAUUCACUACCCCAAUCUUCACUCCUUCAACCAAGGCUGAACAAGGAGAACACGACGAAAACAUUUCACCUGAACAAGCUGCCGAAAUUGUUGGUCAAGAAUUAUGUGAUAACUUAGCUGCCAAAGCCAUUGAACUCUAUUCUAAAGCUAAAGAAUAUGCCAAAACCAGAGGAAUCAUAAUCGCAGACACAAAGUUCGAAUUCGGAUUGGACGAAAAUGACAAUAUCGUUCUUGUGGAUGAAGUACUUACCCCAGAUUCUUCAAGAUUCUGGAAUGCGAAAACUUUCGAAUUGGGAAAAUCUCAAGAUUCCUAUGAUAAACAAUUCUUAAGAGAUUGGUUGACUUCAAAUGGACUUGCUGGAAAAGACGGAGUAAAGAUGGAUGAAGAAAUCGCAAUUAAGUCAAAGGAAAAGUAUAUUGAGGCUUAUGAAUGUUUGACUGGGGAAAAGUGGGUUGAUUAG
Messenger RNA from Hemisphaericaspora subhashii, 927 nucleotides. RefSeq names its product phosphoribosylaminoimidazolesuccinocarboxamide synthase (gene ADE1). Gene Ontology annotation, cellular component: cytoplasm. The transcript has a single exon. NCBI's taxonomy places the organism in Eukaryota, Fungi, Ascomycota, Pichiomycetes, Serinales, Debaryomycetaceae. Gene Ontology annotation, molecular function: phosphoribosylaminoimidazolesuccinocarboxamide synthase activity. The record is from RefSeq and is a predicted model, not a curated record. Gene Ontology annotation, biological process: 'de novo' IMP biosynthetic process. Bases 1 to 927 code for a protein of 308 amino acids.